AGAUCAUUUGGAUACACAAAAGCCAAACAGUGGAACCAUGUUUGGAUGCUGGAUUACCUCAUUUCUCUUACUGUUGGCAACCUCUAAGUUUUUCGUGGUGGUCCUCUCAGAGAACAACACUGGAGGUAUGGCACAGAAGAAUCCCCAUGAUUUAGACUUUGCUCGCCACAAUAUUUUGACCGCCCAGUUUGAAUGUUUCCAGAAGAUUAUGAAAGACACGAAUCACAACAGAACAGAUGGUUCCAUGUGUAAACGGACUUGGGAUGGGUGGAUGUGCUGGGAGGAUUUGGACGCAGGAGUCACUUCAGCCCAGCACUGUCCAGGCUACUAUACUGACUUUGACGCCUCAGAAAUGGCGACGAAGAUUUGUACUGAUUCAGGCCAGUGGUUCAUUCACCCAGAGAGUAACAGAACAUGGACAAAUUACACCGACUGUAUGCACAAGUCUAAUGAUCACAAAAGGACAACAUUUAAUCUCUACUAUUUGGCUUUGAUUGGUCAUGGAUUGUCGCUGAUAUCUUUGUUUACUUCCCUGGGGAUAUUUUUCUAUUUUAAGAGCUUAAGUUGCCAAAGGAUAACUCUACACAAGAAUCUCUUCUUCUCCUUUGUGCUGAACUCGGUUAUAACCAUCAUCUUUUUCACUUGUGUUGUAAACAACCAAGAAUUAACCCAAGCCAAUCCAGUGAGCUGUAAAGUGUCCGUGUUUAUCCAUCAUUAUCUCCUGGGCUGUAACUACUUCUGGAUGUUGUGUGAAGGGAUCUACUUGCACACCCUCAUUGUGGUGGCAGUGUUUGCUGAGAAACAGCAACUCAUGUGGUAUUACCUUCUAGGAUGGGGCUUCCCGUUAAUACCUGCACUUAUACAUGCAGUAUCCCGAAGUUAUUACUACAAUGACAGCUGUUGGAUAAGCUCGAACACUUAUCUGCUCUACAUUAUUCAUGGGCCCAUCUGUGCAGCCCUGUUGGUUAACCUCUUCUUCCUUUUAAACAUUGUGAGAGUGUUGAUCACAAAGCUGAAGGUGACCCACCAGGCUGAAUCCAGUCUGUACAUGAGGGCCGUCAGGGCCACUUUAAUCCUUGUACCUCUGCUGGGCAUUCAGUAUUUACUGCUGCCCUACAAACCCAACGGACGGCUCGCCUCCGAGAUAUUUCUGCACACAAUGACCAUACUUAUGCAUUACCAGGGCCUUUUGGUUGCCACUAUAUUUUGCUUUUUCAAUAGCGAGGUGCAAGGUGUUUUGCGAAGGCACUGGAACCAGUACCGCAUCCAGUUUGGCAGCACAUUUGCGAACACAGACGCCCUGCGUUCCGCAUCCUACACGGCCUCCUCCAUGACAGAAGUCCAUAGAUGUUACAGCAUCGACAGCCACAUGGAGACUCUAAAUGGCAAGAGUUUUCACAAUCUGGAGACCACCAUUCUCCGAUCAGACAACCUGUACAUGUGAGAAACUCUUUGACUUCUGGGAGAGCAGCCUCAUGGAGAGCACCACUGACUGAGAUGUGUGCCUACUGGACAAAUAUCUGGACACUUUGGACUGUAGACCCCAAGGAGCCUUUCCUUUUUCCCUACAGGCUUCAUUGAUCUCCAGUUUAUGGAUGGGAACUGGAGAAAAUACUGUAUUUUAUUUUGAAUAUUAAAGUCACUUGAACACUUUCCAUGGUGAUCCAGUGAAACACUAUGGAGAACCUCACACAUGGUCAGUCUUUCUGAUUUCUUUGAAUGAAAUGGAGGUGAAGUUGGAUAUUCUAUGGGUGAAACUAUGACCUGAAGAACAUACCUUAAUGAAGCUUUAUUCUGUAUGGCACUGUGUUGAUUAAUUGAAGGUUGAGCCACCCUGAUUCAUUGGAUGAUGGUUGUCACAUAUAUGGAUCUAUGGAUUAUUCUGGCUCAAAGAACCUCUAGUAAAAGAACGGAAUAAACAAUGGAAGACACAAAAUCACUAGGAUGUGAUUGCAGAAGAUACUGAUGACCUCGUCCUGCUCUUUUUGUUCAUCCUGAACUUGUUAUCAGUUAUGAGAUUAAUUUUAUGUGAAAUUUUUAACCCACAUACAGGGCAAUAUUGACAAUAUAUUCUAUAUAUGCAAAAUGUUGUGUUGUCUCUUAGGAGUACUGAGUUUGAAUAUGUAUAUAUAUAUAUAUAUAUAAUAUUUGAUUAAAGAAACCAAAACAAAAUAGAGUUACUGUCAUUAAAAUCUAGAGUCAUUGUAAACAUACAUUUCCCUGCUAAAAGACUAGCAGAUCUUGGAUAGAUUAGGAUAAACCAGUCUGGACUUGCAUGUCAAUUCCUGCUGGCCUGACACGUCCUUUCAGCAGGGUUAUCUUAUUCACUUUUGAUUCAUCUAAACAUCUUUCUUAAACUAAUUUAUCUGUAGUUCAUAUGAAUCUUGGUGUAGGUGAGUCUUGUUCUUCAAGGCCAAGUUACAUUAGCACAUGUGGGUUUACAGUUUUUGGAGAUCUGCAGAUCUACAAACGGAUGAGGUCUCUUUGUGUCUCUAUGUCUGGAACAUACAGAUGCGUUUGGCGCUUUCUCAACUGUUGUUUCUUAAAAUAUGUUAUGUGCACAUGCUGGAUAAAUAAACAUUCCUAUUUUGAUGUGUAAAUGCA
This is a messenger RNA of Rhinichthys klamathensis goyatoka, 2604 nucleotides long. RefSeq names its product calcitonin receptor-like b (gene calcrlb). The record is from RefSeq and is a predicted model, not a curated record. The coding region runs from base 38 to 1444 and encodes 468 amino acids. Gene Ontology annotation, cellular component: plasma membrane. Gene Ontology annotation, biological process: angiogenesis; cell surface receptor signaling pathway; adenylate cyclase-activating G protein-coupled receptor signaling pathway. Lineage: Eukaryota; Metazoa; Chordata; Actinopteri; Cypriniformes; Leuciscidae. The transcript is spliced from 12 exons. Gene Ontology annotation, molecular function: calcitonin gene-related peptide receptor activity; calcitonin receptor activity; adrenomedullin receptor activity.